Messenger RNA from Eutrema salsugineum, 1564 nucleotides. RefSeq names its product protein SLOW GREEN 1, chloroplastic. Bases 309 to 1313 code for a protein of 334 amino acids. The transcript has a single exon. Lineage: Eukaryota; Viridiplantae; Streptophyta; Magnoliopsida; Brassicales; Brassicaceae. The record is from RefSeq and is a predicted model, not a curated record. Gene Ontology annotation, cellular component: chloroplast thylakoid membrane. Gene Ontology annotation, molecular function: protein binding.
UACAGUUACUUACAACUCAAAGUCAAUGUUACAAUGUGUCAUCUUUCAAAGUGUGCUUCUUCAUGAUAUUUCGAUUGAACACGGCCAAGGGAUCAAAACACCUUACCCGGUCUAAUCGAACCGAAACCAUUAUUCGAUUUUGGAUCGGUUAAAUUAGAGGCCUCAGACUCAAAUGCAGCUUGAGGCCCAAUUUGUAUAAGCAAGCAAAAAGAGCAUAUUCCGAAUCGCAGGCUUGAUCGUCUUCCUCACCUAAUAUCUGUUUUGUUCAGUGUGUAGGGUUUUUUUAAGGUUUAUCUCUUUACGCAAUCAUGGAAUCUCUGGGAAAGUUACAGCUCCAUCACCAGCCAUUCCACCUUUCCUUCACUCACACCUCUUCAUCGUUCCGGAGAAUCCCAAUUUCCUCAAUACGACCAAUUUCAUCUGUCAAAUGCGCUUCAAUCAAAGCUUCGUCUUCCAAAUUUCAAGACUCCAGAACGCAUCUCCAAAAAUCCACACCUUUCCGUCUCAUAAAAUCCACAUGCAUCACUCUAACAACCGCCGCGGCGCUGCUCCUCGUCAAUCUCCAGCUCAAAUCGCCGGCGAUUGCAGCUCCCGUCGCGCCUCCGCCGUCAGUGGAAAGCAACGAAAACGUUACCUUGGAAGAAGAAGAGAGAGCGCUUGAAGAGCAUUUGGCGACUCACCCUCCUGAUGUCGACUCUCUUCGUUCCUUGAUGGAGGUAAAGAUCAAAUCUCGAAAGCUUACAGAAGCAGUAGAAGUGAUCGAUCGUCUGAUAAAACUGGAACCCGAGGAAUCGGAAUGGCCAGUUUUGAAAGCCAACAUCUUUACUUACAGUGGAGAUUUAGAUUCAGCCAAAACUGGAUUUGAAGAGAUUCUGGCUAAAGAUCCUCGAAGCCUUGAAGCUUAUCACGGCCUGCUUAUGGCUUAUUCCGAUGCAGGUCUUGAUUUGAAAGAGUUGGAGAAGAGAAUCGAGGAAGCAAUGUUGAGGUGCAAACAAGAGAAGAAUGAUAACGAUUUCCGGGAUUUCAAGCUGCUCGUGGCUCAAAUUCGGGUCAUUGAAGGGAGGCACAGUGAAGCAUUGAAGCUUUAUCAAGAGCUUGCGAAAGAGGAACCAAGAGAUUUCAGGCCUUAUCUCUGUCAAGGAAUCUUAUACACAUUGAUGAAGAAGAAAGACAAGGCAGAGGAACAAUUCGACAAGUUUCGGAAACUUGUCCCCGAGAAUCAUCCUUUCAGGGAGUAUUUCAUGGAUAAUAUGUUAGCGACAAAGCUUUUCUCAGAGAAGACGCAGCGUGAGAUGGCUGGAUCAGAGAGUUGAAUGGGAAAGAUGAUGAUGCUUAGUAGACUUGGAAAAAAAAAAUGUGAUCUUGAUGAUUGUAUGGGGUAGGCUUACUCUUUCUUGAUCGUCUUAGAUGUCUCUUUAAUUGGUUGAUAUAAAGGUCAUAAGUUGGACACUUGAUUUGAUUUAAUGAUGGAUUUGAACCACAAUCCCAUGUGCACAUGGUCUAGAUGCUUAGGUAUAUAUUUUCACUAUAUUAUUCACUCAACUUAAGACAUUGCUUUGGAUGA